This is a messenger RNA of Phytophthora nicotianae INRA-310, 204 nucleotides long. RefSeq lists its product as hypothetical. The transcript is spliced from 3 exons. The record is from RefSeq and is a predicted model, not a curated record. NCBI's taxonomy places the organism in Eukaryota, Oomycota, Peronosporomycetes, Peronosporales, Peronosporaceae. Bases 1 to 204 code for a protein of 67 amino acids.
AUGAUCAAAGACGUCCUGGUCGCAAUCGCUGGCGGAGAAGUCAGGACUGGCUGCAUGUUUGGCAAAAGCUUCAAGUUAUGGGAACAUCUGUCGUACCAGGGUCAAAUGGUGAUUUGCAGUCGUGGACGUGAUCAAUUUGUCACUUACGGCGUAAUCCAAGCUGAGAUGCCCCGCUUCGCACACCACGUGCUGGGUAUGCAAUGA